This is a messenger RNA of Aspergillus chevalieri, 555 nucleotides long. RefSeq lists its product as uncharacterized. The record is from RefSeq and is a predicted model, not a curated record. The transcript has a single exon. Bases 1 to 555 code for a protein of 184 amino acids. NCBI's taxonomy places the organism in Eukaryota, Fungi, Ascomycota, Eurotiomycetes, Eurotiales, Aspergillaceae.
AUGGAAGAGCUAAUCAAUAAGCUCCCUCAUAUUCAAGAGUUCACCCAAAAGUUCAACAAGUCAAGCCAACAUCAUCUAGAGUCACUCAAGGCCAGACUUUUGAUCUUGAGCACCUGCCUGCCCACCAAGAAAGCUGCCAUCUCAUACGGUGGCAAUAUCCUCGCUGAUAUCGAAUGCAUCCAAACGAUGCAAACCAUCGACAAGCGGCAGGCUAAAGCCCUCGAAGCAAGAUUCAGAGACCUCUACGAACUGCCUUUUGACUCCCAUGCACUCAUUGUCAAAUCACCGAAAGAUUUGAUCAGCUCAUGCAACAUCCUCGCGACUACGAAGAUCCUGGCUCCUUGGGCGGAGAACAAGGAAGCUGUUGGAUAUCAAAAGCAGUUGAAAGACUUUGUUCAGGGAUGGUUGUUGUAUGAGAAGCAGGGGACUGGGAUAGAUUAUUUGAAAGCCUCCAGAUUGGAGCAUGCGAGACAUUGGUAUAUUGAAACUAUGAAGGAUGGCUUUUAUGCUAAGAAUUUGUGGGAUGGGUUUGGGCUUGGGCUGUUGUCGGACUAG